UAAUGUUUACUACCGCGGAUAAGAGGAAAAUUCGUCCAGAUUAGCAGCUUUUCAUUUCACUUCUCCCAUCACAUACUCUACUGUUUGUUGUGUACUCGCUUGGAAUUUCCUUUUGUUUCAGUCUCGACCUCGUCUAAGCUUUUGUGCUCCUGUCGCUUUUGCAGCUCGCGGAAUGUGUGUUUGGCUACAGAAUUUUCCGAAAGUGAAAAAUCAUUAGUUAGUGUGAAAGAAAACGAGAAAUGGAAAUAGGUGUGCGGCGAUUUAAACACGAAUUUAUCCCCGGUCAGUGAUACGAUUGGAAUCCCCCAGAAUUGCCACCCUCCGGGGAAAUGUGUCCUUGCUGUGCGAGUGAACCUCUACUACGUGUUCUUUGAGGACUUGUAGAGCAACCGUGACCUGGUGACGUAAAGGGGAUAGUUCACUGAAUUGCCUAUUCAUAUUGCGGUCAUUAGAACGAAACGCGGUUCGGUUCAUUUUGUGUGCCGUAAUCAUAAAUCAUAAGGAAAAGGGUGAAAGUCAAGACAACAGAAAGGGUGCUCCCGGGAGGAUAAAGAAUGCCUGCAUUGAUUAUCUUGUCGUGAUUCUCUCAGUUUUAAAAGAAAAAUUUGAAUGAGCCAUUCCCUGUGUGUUUUGCGUGAAAGUCCACAGGACCAGACAUAACUGAUGUGCUAGAUUGAAGUCGGAUGGACUAUGUAAUGUGGAUGUGUAGGUCAGAUUGUACGGUGCUUAGUAUAUGUGGAAGGAAUAGUACUUUGUAUCAUGCUCCCAGAGCAUCCUACUCAAACCAACGGCAGCCGAAACGACCAAGGACUUAAGAAAAGCAGCAUUUUGAAUAUUGAAAUCCAUCCUAAACCGACACCGGAGCAACGGCCUCAGAACUCUUGUAUCUUCGUGAGGAAACAUCGAAUUCCUUGGUUAUCAUUCCAAGACAAUCCCACUGAAACAGAAUACCGUCGUGGAAGGAGAAUAAAUGGAUUACAACUGCCUCUGCAUCCCUUGCAGCUGUUCGGAUGGGUUAUACUGAUUUUGUUUGGGCUAGCAGCGUACAUAGUAUUGCUGCCUUCCUUCUGCACGGACAUACAGCAGCCCUUGCUAGGCCUACUGUCUGGAUUAUACAUAGUCCAUACGAUAUCGCAUCUGUCAGCGCUCCUAAUUGAUCCGGCGGAUUCGGAGUUGCGGCGUUUGCAUCGGAACGAUCGAAUUGUGCCGGAGUUUGACCGGACAAAACACUCCCAUGUUAUCGAGAACGGGCGUUGCCACUUGUGCAAUAUUAAGACGAGUAGCGUGCGAACUAAACAUUGCAGCGUUUGUAAUAAAUGCGUGGGAAAAUUCGAUCAUCAUUGCAAAUGGUUGAAUCAUUGUGUGGGCGGUAGGAACUACGUGGCUUUUCUAAUGUGCGUGGUGAGUGCAGUUAUUGCUGCUCUGGUCAUACUGGCCGCUGCAAUUAGCCAAAUUGUUUUCUAUCACAUAAAGCCUGAGUGGUUGAGUGAUUGGUACGACAAAGAUAAAAUCAAUGGCGCGGCAGAGGAUGAUAACACAACUACGAUUGUUCUGGAGCAGAUGUUCAACCAGACGAGUGAUGGUAAUGUUACCGACUUGUAUAGUAAUGCGAGCCUGAGUUUGAGCUCUACUGUAGCGUCGACUAUAUCAGGCACGGUUGGAACUAGCGGAAUAAGCCUGCACGAUACGGUAUUCCUCAUAUUUGUGGGAGUUCUUGGUGUAUUAGCCGCAAUUACUGCUGGCCUUCUGUUGCAUCUUUGCUUUUUCCAUAUAUACAUUUCAUUCCUGGGUCUGACGACUUACGAAUACAUACGCAACCACCGCCAAAACACAUCCUCAACAAGCAGCAGUAACACUAAUGGAAAUCAUGUUAAUACUCAUCUUGAGAGCCCGUCCAGCCUACUUGCACCUACUUCCGCUCCGAGUCAAAUAUUCUUUUGCUCCAAUGCUACUCAUCCCAAAUCUGUUCUGGUGCCAGGUAGCCAUGGUGGUACCAGGCCACAAACCUUGCACUGUUGUGAAAAUUCAAGAGAGUAUCAUCAAUCGACCUCUUUGCUCUCAUCGAAGACUUAUUACCUGUGUUCAAUGCUGGAAGAGGAUGAGCUUAGUAAUCAAGAAAUGAUGCCAACUGGUGAUGUACCAAUUGUGACUGGAGAACGUCGCAACGGGACGCCAAAACAUAAAUCAAAAACAUUUCAUUGUUGCUCACAAUUUCAACAGCAUCAUAAGAUUACUACCGCGCAGACUACUACAACAUCGACUACAGCCACGCCGAUAGUUAUUGGAGGCGAGUUCGAAGCAACCACACGAUCAUAUGUCCACUUCAGUGAGCAGUGCACCUUUUGUACGUUCCGUAUAAAGACUCCUUCAAAGUCAGAUAGCAUCUCGUUGCAGGAUAAGCGCUGUUGCCUAAAAACCAUCACAAAACAUCAUCGAUGGCGGCGGAAAUGGAACUGCUGCUCAAAUGUGCCAGAUAGUCCAGAUGUGCCGAAUGAUAUUAUCUCGAAUAUAUCAAGUGCGAUUCCAGCGAAUUACGAUGCAAGUAGUAUAGUGCAGCAAUAUCAACACGCUCGGAAUGGCACGAAAGCGAAUCCCACAAAGCAAAUACCCCCAAAUUUCGUAAAGACAAACGGUCACCAGCUUCACCAUCAGCGCAGUGGUGGCAACGCCAAGAUGCCAAGACCUAGACUCAUAAGGCCGUGGCCAAUCACCCGCUUUAGAUAUAUGCUUCGAAUGAUAGGCAGAUACCGCCGGCCGCACUGUCGUCAUAAUUCCACCAACUCUGCAAACCUUUCAUCGGUGAAACAAAACCAAGUUCGUCCGAUACCAUCGAUUGAUAAUGAAGCCAACUCAACACUCCCGAUGCACAAUCCACAACAAACGCUCCAAUCAAUCGAGACUAUCCUACCGACAUCAGUGAUUCGUGACGAAGUGGUUUAUAAUGUUGGUGAAUUGACAUUACCACCGGCAUUACCUCCACCAGUGCGUCGCAAAAUCCCCAACCCUACUGACCUAGACGAGCUUGCUGAAACCCUAGGAUUUUCACAACCGCAGCGAGCAUCGACCCCUGCACAACCGUCAACCUAUAGACGUCCACCGCGUCGCAAAAACCUUCGAACCCGUUCACCAACGCUUUCACCAAUUCAUGAAUCCGGCUUGUCGAAUCCCACUUCACCACAGCCAUGUCGACAUGCAGUUUCUGUAGCCUGCACUGGUGCUGCUGGCUUGGCCAAUGCAACAGGAUCGAUUAGUGCAAAUAUGUGCAAUGCAGCUUCCGCAUCAACAGCAGUAGCCAAUGGAUCCUCGAGUGAUUUAGACGAUUGAGUAGUUAUUAGGCUAUUAGAGGAGCUUCACCAAAUCAUGGCAGCAUUUGCUUCAAUUUCAACGAUAAUUUUUGUAAGUUCUCCACGAGGAUGGAGUAAUUGUAUGGUUAGAUAGGUCCCCCUUUAAGUAGAUAGUAAAGGCGAACGGUUUUGUGUAUGGGCACACUUAGUCUAGCUGUAGUGAAGCCGAUUAUGUGCUUUUUAUGACGUUGUUAAGGUUUUUUUCAGCAAAGAGUGCAAUACAAUGUUAUCUACAAUAAUGGCGCAGACGACGCCAUAUGUGGCGCUAAUGUAACCAUAAAUGCGUUGGAUAUCCCUUCCCCUUGAAAGAUGAUAGUGUUUAUUAGGAGUAAAUAGAGGACAAUUUUAAUUGUGCUUCUAUCAAUGGAAUUUCUUUCCCUAGCGGAGGAGGGCUUAUCUGUGCUAUGGUCAAUUAGUUUUGUUAACCUAGGAAGUUUCGAUUUUGUUGUGAUAAAUGCUUUAAAGAUAUUAUUAUUUUCUGGAUGCGCCUUUAGAGCGCAACACGAAUAGCACAUUCCGUUUGUUACAUUCGCUCCGAUGUUUUUAUCGAAAGCUUAAGACUUAUGAGAAGAACCCAAAUGGAAAUCCUUGAAGUGCAUUUGUAAUAUGUAAAAUUCCACUUCAUUAAAUUUUUGCAGUCACUCAGCUGCUAGUUCUCUAUAAUUUUAUAAUUAAUUAUAAUAUUUGUGGGUAAACUAAUUUCUUUCUUUUAAAGUCUUUCCGGAGCUGGCGGACAUAUAUAUAGCCACCAUAUGUACAUAUUUCCGACCUGUUUCCGUAGCCUACAUAACGACGGAAUCUAUGAGCGGUAUCACGACCGUCAGGUUGUGGAUAAAAUCUGGCUCAAUAG
Molecule: messenger RNA, 4194 nt
Organism: Hermetia illucens (black soldier fly)
Lineage: Eukaryota; Metazoa; Arthropoda; Insecta; Diptera; Stratiomyidae
Exons: 1
Coding region: 760-3324 (854 amino acids)
Biological process (GO): peptidyl-L-cysteine S-palmitoylation; protein targeting to membrane
Cellular component (GO): endoplasmic reticulum; Golgi apparatus
Molecular function (GO): protein-cysteine S-palmitoyltransferase activity
Source: RefSeq, a predicted model, not a curated record